Molecule: messenger RNA, 1476 nt
Organism: Ectocarpus sp. CCAP 1310/34
Lineage: Eukaryota; Phaeophyceae; Ectocarpales; Ectocarpaceae
Source: the annotation of a GenBank genome assembly
AUGUUUGCCACGACCCCGUACGUGAUUCGGGCCGUCCGAUUAGUGGUCGCGUACAAUCGGAAAUGUCGGCUCAAGUACGCCAGAUUCGUGAAAAGAAAUCAUGCUUUGGGCUUUGGGGCCGUGGCCUGCAUUGGGCUCACCAUCCGAGCCGGGAUAUUCUUCGGGACCGAUCCUGCACACUACUCCCGGGGACAACCAAACACACAGCUUGAAGCCUGCCAGAGCGGACCGCUGUUGCAACGCCGGACGCGAUUGCAGAAUACGUGCAGGCGCCGGUCUCACGCAAGCAUUGGGGUCAGUGACAUGCGAGAGUGUUUCUACUGGGACGUCAUCAUUCUCGUGGGAGCAAUACUCCUUUUGCGCGGACCGCCAAUGUCGUGUUUGGCCAUACGCAUAUCGCGAGCCGCCGGCGAGGGGUGGCAACCGCUGCUCCUACCCCCCCGGGAAAAGGAAAAAACAAAGCGGCGGACGCGAAGCAACAACUGCAAGCCAUCAUGUUGGAGGUGCACUUUUCCUCUGAUCUCCUUUAUCUCCCGGCUCAACUGCUCUUAUUCUCUGCUCUGCAGUGACAUGCGAGAGUGUUUCUACUGGGACGACAUCAUUCUCGUGGGAGUAAUGAUCCUUUCGAGCGGACCGCCAAUGUCGUGUUUGGCCAUACGCAUAUCGCGAGUAAAUGAUGCCUUUAAGAUUCGCGAGGAACUGUGUUUUGUGUUCAUCGGCUGCUCCUGCUGCGCAGCUGUACUGUGGGUGAUCCAGGUGCUGGUGGAACUGGACUUACUGUCCGACACAUCCGCACUUCACGUGGUGGUCCAAGUGCAAGCGCUCCUGAUCGGGAUGAACAUUGGAAUUUCGGGCUUACUCCUUCCCAUGGUGAGAACCCACCGUGGUGGGGUGAAGGCAUGGUUCAGGGCCACUGUGGUUCCUGUCGACGAGACGGUUGCCGUGUCAGCGUUGGAUGUGGAUGGCGUGGUAGGGCUGGCAAGCAGUGUUGGAGAAAUGGCUGAGCAGUUUGGAAAAUUCUGCCGAGAGAACUUGUGCAUGGAGAGCUGGGAUUUACUCGUCGACGUUGUCCGCUACGAACGCAUGGUGCCAAGCCCCAGCAAUAUCUUCUGUCGGGUGGGCUUUGAUACCCGCUGGUCGUGUUUGUGGAAUUUUUCCCACCCCAAUGGGCUCACCUGGUUUGUGCGCUUUGCAGAUCGCGAAAACCCUGAGGACGAGCAGUUGAAGUGCUUCUUGCACAUCCUGAACCACUACCUGCUUCCCACGUCACCCGACGAGAUCAACAUAUCCAGCGCAAUGCACAAACGCAUCGCGCCAUUCAGAACAAGGGAGGCCUUCAACAAGCUCAGUCUCGAGGAACGGGUCAGCAUCUUUAAGGAACCCUUCGACGAGAUCGUCCGAGUGCUUGAGCAAAACCUACUCAAUAAGUUCCAGAAGCGCAUAGCUUUGGACCGGGGUGCGUUUAUCUGUGACUAG